Leptinotarsa decemlineata (Colorado potato beetle) is the source of this 3048-nucleotide messenger RNA. RefSeq names its product Proctolin receptor (gene Proc-R). The record is from RefSeq and is a predicted model, not a curated record. Gene Ontology annotation, biological process: G protein-coupled receptor signaling pathway. Lineage: Eukaryota; Metazoa; Arthropoda; Insecta; Coleoptera; Chrysomelidae. Gene Ontology annotation, cellular component: membrane. Gene Ontology annotation, molecular function: G protein-coupled peptide receptor activity.
AAACAUUGCUGCAGUAGGCUUUGGUUAGUUUCGCGAGGCACUUUCUAAAACUCGGCUGACACUUCCCGCGUUCCGUUCAGCGAUUGACGCAUGUUAUUGUUAUCAUUCGUCAGCCGCUCUGAUUGUGGGUGAGAAAACUGCAGUUUUGAUGAAGAUAUGCUGUUUCAUUGAUGAAUUGCUAGCGGACGAGCUCAGCGUUAUUUGUGAGUUGAAGAAAAGUGACGCGUCAAUCUUUGAGUGAUGUGUUUGCUGUCCAAGUGAAACGAACUGAAGUUGUUCGGAUUCAAGAACGUUGCUACAAGAAGAAUGAAAAUCAUCUAGAACGUGAAAUGGAUGAAGCCGAGGCCAAUUCCCAAGCAAUUUUGUUGUGGUCCAGAUUUUACGUCCAGAGAGUAUUUGUACCGAUCUUGCUAUGUCUGGGUCUAGCCGGGAACACAGUUACUGUAAUGGUAUUAACGAGAAGGAGGAUGAGAAGUUCAACAAACACCUAUUUAUCAGCCUUGGCUAUAGCUGACAUCAUACAACUAAUUUUUGGAUUUCUUCUUUCGUUCGAGCACUACAACAACAUCCACGACAAAAAAUACGAACUAUAUUGGAGAUUUUACGGACUCACACAUUGGCUUUGCGAUGCUGCAAGUGGUACUUCGGCUUGGCUGGCAGUUUCUUUCACCGUGGAGAGAUACAUAGCAGUCUGUCACCCUAUGAAAGGCAGAAUUUUCUGCACGGAACGACGUGCCAAGAGCCUCAUCGUUAUAGUGUACAUCUUCUGCUUGUUGACAACUGCUACUACAGCUUUUGAAUAUCAACUCGACUUCAACGAAGACUGUAUCGAGAGAUGCCCUUUGGCUUCAGCACAGCACCAACAACCUGGCAACGACACUCCCGUGCAGAAUCUACAAAUCACGGAGCCCAAUUAUGCCUACCCCUAUAAAGAGUAUUUCAAAAACCAGCUGAAGCAUAUUCUUGCGAACUGUACCACGCACCCCCAUAUAAUUCUUUUGCCUGUAUUUCCGCAUCCCGUAAACCUUCCCGAGUCUAGAUUACCGAAAAGAGCACUCUUGGAUAAUAUUCGUGCGGGGCAGAACGUUUUCGACGAUCCCUCAACAGAUCCGGAGCAAAACGGCACGAAUAUAGAAGAACAGGAUGGUUAUAAUAAUGAAAGUUCAGUGGAAAAUAGGACUUGCUGUGUUGAAAAUUUGACUGUGUACGUAGAACCGACGGAGUUGGGCAAAAGCAAAACCUAUACCGACUUCAUCUACUGGUAUAGCGCGUUGGUUUUUGGUAUCAUUCCCUUGGCGCUGAUAGCUACGUUCAAUUGUUUCUUGGUCAGAGCUGUUUAUUUGUCGCAGAAAAUGAGAAGGGUGAUGACGAAUUCUCAGGAUAGUGUCUCAUUUACGAACGAAAAAAGAAUAACGAUCAUGCUGAUUGGAGUGGUUUUCAUUUUCCUCUUUUGUAAUGCUCCCACAGCCUGUCACUUGAUCUACAGUCACUUUCAUAGGCCAAAGACCAAAGUGGAGGAAAACAUAAUGCUGAUUCUCGGCAACUUCUUCAACCUGCUGGUAAUGCUGAACGCCCCGUGUAACUUCCUGAUCUACUGUCUCCUUUCGAAGAAGUUCCGAAGCACGUUCCGCAAGAUCUUCUGGGAGCGCCGAAACACGGGCAGUCAUUUCGAAGCUGAAACGAUUCUGCUGUCGUCAACCAAGAGCAAAGACAAAUUCAAUCCGCUCACACACGGCCUGGUGAAGAGAAACGCCUCCGAGUACCGCACUCCAAGAAACUUGGAGACUCAAAGUUUGACGAGCAUACCCAGGUCAAAAUCGCUGAUAACACGUUCUGUGGGCAAAGCGAAAUCCAGUGAUUUGAAUGUUUGAACUAUGUUAGUUUACCGUUUUAUCGUUUAUAUCUUGUCUGUGUCAAACCAAUCGUGAAUUAUAGCCUCGAGAUAGAUCAGCCAAGCGGGGUACAAAUUGAAUAUUCCUGAUAAUACUGUAUUUUCAUAGAAACGACCCCGUCAUUUUUCAUUAAACUUUGUAUAUUUUGUUUAGAAUAAGGAAUGUAUAUAAUAUAUUGCAAUAGAGAGAGGCUUGAAAUAUGUUCUUAGUUCAGACAUGAAAAUAUAACCUUGCUGUGAUGAGGGCCACUAUCGACGAAGCCGUCAGAGGGCGCUAUAGGGCGAGACUGAGACGACAGUUUAACAUGGAUGUUUGACUUUGGCUUAUUUAAGGACUUCUGAGCUAGUUUUGUGAAGUUUUGGCAUAUAAACUGGAUGUAAAUAAUAUGUUAACUCAAUGAUUCACAUAAAGAAAUAAUAAAUCAACAAUGAAUAUGGAAUUUGAAAAAUAUAGAAACAAUGGUAGAGGAAACAAAUUAUCAUGAACUGAAAUAAAAAGGAAUGAGUAAAUGAAUCGAAUAAUAACUUUAGGUGAAUAAUAUGUGAACAAUAAAAAUAAAGGUGAACCAGUUAUCAACCGAAGGCGAUUGUGUAUAUGUACUUACAAUGGAAACGUCAUCGCAUUUUUUUCAUCAUUCAUCUUCAUUAUUUUAUCUUGACUUUUAUUGUUUACAUAUUAAUUCUCAACACAUUUUUUUAAUGUUUCCUUUUCAAAGUAGCUCAUCAGAAUAUUUUGGUUGUGGUGUUUUUAAUCUUUUAAUCACACAUUUUUCAUGUUGUUCUCAGAGAUUUGAAAAAUGGUAACAAUUAUAGCAUUCACAACCAUUUAUGUAAACUCUGACUAGACUACAGUACUUGUCACAUUACACCUUCCGCAUUAGUAUCGCUUGUCUUUAAACUUCCUUCUUCACAUAUUUCUUAACUCCUUGUAGCAUAAUUCAAAUACAGUCAUUCAAUCCAUAUGUAAAUAAAGAACCACGAGAACUGACUUUACGCCCCUCAGCGCCCUCUCCGGGCAAGAAUUUUCGUGAUUACCCUCAUUUUUAAUAAUUUUAUUCGAUAUUCUUUUCUAGGAUUAUCUGUUUGAUGUACUUAAUCUAGGAUUAAUUUUGUAGUGACUGAACUUUUCAAUAAAUUUAUCGAUAUAUUAAAUGUUU